GACUGGUUUCCAAUCAAUUAGCAUCGUCGCUACUCGUUGCUUUUCGGUUUGUUUCGGUAGCCAAUGGCUGCGAGAGGUGCUAUGAUGCCGCGCAGCUAUCCAAAGAAGUUGUAUGAUUGGUUGGUUGUUUGAGGCGCCAAUAUAAACAGGAAGUUCUAGGCAGUGUUGCUAACUUGACAAUUUGCUCGACAUUCCAACCCCACUUGACGAUAUACUUUGUCAAAAGUGACUAGCGACAAAUGUAGCGACUUUUUCAGGCGUCUUUGGGGAGUUUUGGGGUAUGUGGGGACUCAAAAGCGAAAGCACGUAUUGUUAUUAUGUUCUCAAUGAGCAACAGCUGGUGCUGUUGACAGUUCCACCCCGCCCAAAGGCAGUCGCAAGCCGGCAGUGUACAGUGCUCACUCCCUGGAUAAAAGAGGAGGGUGUGUUUAUAUUUUAUUUUUAGUCUACUGCAACUCUUUAUCUGUAAAAGGAAGUGGAUCAGCUGGCAAUUCUUCGGGUAAAUAAAGUAGAAAGUCUGCAGGGAGAAAAAGAGAGAUGCAGCUAUGAAUCCAGCAGAGGGUGCUGGCUCUCAUUUUCCAUUUCCAGCAGGAAGAUGCUUUGACAAGACGUGAUGUUGCAUAACUGCAUGUUUUUGUCUUUGAGGAUUUGCGAAACAAGGUGCUCGUAAAACCACUCCAGGUCCUGAGGGUCCUCUGGCCAGAUCAGUGAAGGUUGGAGAAGGAAGCCUUCCUCAAGUGACUGGACCUGGAAGAGGAAAAAGAAGGGCUGAGAAGUCUACCACGAAAGAGGAAAGCAUCUUCAGUCCUACUUGUAUGCUGAAGCUGUGUAGUCCCACCUGCAAACCGACUGCCAACGACUGACGCACGGAUUCAUGGGCAGGAACACUGCUUUGCUGUUCUUUCUCCUUCAGUGGGAUGGAUGUCUUUGGCGUCAGAAAAUAUGUCGUCUUGCCGGUGUCCUUGUGGGUCAUAAGCGCCAUAGUCUCCAUUUCUGAGGCAGCUUCUUCAGCCAGCUUGAUGUCGAUUUUGCAGUUGGUGCUGCAAGUGCUUUGAAGUUUCCUGUGUUUAGUUGAACCUAACCAAGAUGAGGCUUCGGCUGGCCAAGAGGAAUCUUUUGUUGCUUUUGGGUGUUGCCUUCGCUGUGUGGAUUUUAUGGAUUUCCACGCGCGUGCUUCCUCAUCAAGACAUGAGUGAUAAUGUGAAGCUGGACCUCGACACGAGUGAUAAUGUGAAGCUGGACCUCGACACGAGUGAUAAUGUGAAGCUGGUCCUCGGCGGAUCGCUGGCAGAGUUGACCCAGUCCAUCUACAUUGCCAAUUACAAGCAGCAUGAUCUGAACGCAGAUAGGUUUCCAUUGGUGCCCCAGCUGGUUCUGGUCGUGCAGGUCCACAACAGACCAGAAUACCUCCGACUCCUUAUCAAGUCUCUGGAGAGAGCGGCAGAGGUCCACAGAUUCCUCCUCAUCUUCAGCCUUGACUAUUUUUCUGCAGAAAUCGAGUCCAUUGUGCAAGGGAUCACUUUUUGCAAGGUGCUGCAAAUUUAUUUCCCGUUUAGCACUCAGCUGUAUCCCUCCAAGUUUCCUGGGCAGGAUCCACGAGACUGCCCAAGGGACAUGUCCAAAGAAGAUGCACGCAAAACAGGAUGUCUCAAUGCGGACUACCCGGACUCUUACGGACAUUACAGGGAAGCGUCCAUCACUCAAACCAAACAUCACUGGUGGUGGAAGUUACACUUUGUGUGGGAGCGAGUGCAGGCCUUGCAAGGCUACAGCGGCUUUGUGGUAUUUCUAGAAGAGGACAACUACAUCUUACCGGACUUUUUCCACUUCUAUACAUCAAUGAUAGAAUUCAGGAAGAACAGCUGUCCGGAUUGCGACAUGCUGGCUUUGGAGAACCAUGACGACCCUAAUGGCUUUGCCACACUGUCCAACAAGGUGUUAACCACUGGGUGGAUGUCCACCAAACACAACAUUGGCAUGGCCAUCUCCAGGGAGGUGUACUACAAGCUAAUGGGCUGCAGCAAGGACUUCUGCACAUAUGAUGAUUACAACUGGGACUGGACGUUGCAGCAUCUCUCUGGAACCUGCAUUUCCAAGCCCCUGAAAGUGCUUGUCGCCCAGGGUUCCAGGGUUCUUCACACCGGAGACUGUGGGCUGCACCAGAAGAAGAACUGCAGGCCAGAAUGGGCCUUUCAGAAGGUCAAGGAGGCACUUAAGGCAGCUAAAGAUGGCCUUUUCCCAUUAUCUCUUGUCCUUACCGCCUCUGAAGGCGCGGAACACAAGGCGCACAUGAAGAAUGGGGGCUGGGGAGAUGUCCGAGACCAUAUGCUAUGCCGUCAAAUUUCUUUGAAUGUUGAUACCAAGAUGCCAAAAAAUCAUUCAUAAAUGAUGGUGUGAGUUUGUUUCGGAAAGUUGUGUAAGUGUAACAUUUCAUGUUUAGUUCUUGCAAGCCAUUAAUUGGUCAUCCUGUCUUAUUUUUUUUAUGACUGAUAACACAGCUCUGAAGAUUUAUUGCAUUGCUUUAAGCCAGGGGUGUCCAAAGUGCAGAAAUAAUAGAGAAAAUGUAUGGAGAAAAAGCUGAAAUGUUGACACGAUUAACUAAUAAUAACACAAACGCUUUGUCUUGAGAUAUACUGUAGCUAACAUUUCAAGUAAUUUUGCAAAGUGCCCCCCCCCCUGCACUAUUUGUAUUUGCUUUUUCUGUAAAAAAGUUUGGACACCGCGAAUUUAAGCAGACAGCUCCUAUGAUCGUGUUUCUUCACCUGGCUCCUUUGUGCUCAGCCAUACAUUGAUUUGUGUGGAACUGUGCGUGUGUGUGUGUGUGGCGAGAGGGUCGUUAUCUUCAACUUCAGGUUUCACUGCAGCGUCAAUCUGGUUGAAAUAAUACAAUGCGAAGCUUGAGCAGUUGUUAAUUUGUUGUGUGUUCAUAACUGUGAAACCAGUAUAACCAGCCCUGCCUCAACAGCGAGUGUAAAUGGUUGUCGUGUGGGCGCAGAAGUGUUUUGUUGCCUGAAGAGUGAGAUUUUUCCUGUCAUCCAUUCACUCUGUAGUUGGCAGUUGACGAAUAAAGUCCAGCUUGAGACCAACCACAAGUGUUUUCCUUUCAACUGCCACAUUGGUGACCCCGGUGAACAUCCAGGCAGUGGAUGAGUGGGACUCCUUUUUGGCCGUGUCGCCCCAACUCCCGUAGUCCAGUCGUCCACUGUUGUCGGCGUGGCCGCGACGCUCGGAAGGUCUAGCAUACUGAGGCGCUGUUCCGCUUGAAGAGGAAUCACUGCUGACAACAACUGGUACUACUUCAUCAUCUGUGCAUCUUCUGUGCAGGAGGUACAAUCUGUCGGCCACAGAGACUACUUUCACUGAUGGUCUUAAAGGAAAACUGCACUUUUGGGGGGAAUGUUGCCCGUCCACAGUUCUUAGGUGAGACAUGAACACACAUCUUUCUCUUUUCUGUGCAUUCUAAAUAUUGAAAAACUGUUGGCACGAGGCAGCUAAUAAUACAUGUGUUGGGGAUUCACCUAUUCCGCCUAUAAAGCCAUUUUUUAAAAAAAAACAACAGUUUUAUUGUUUUAUAUCCAUGCUGUGACCAUGUAGUAACAGGUACAUUCAUAACAUGUAAUACUUACAGUAUUUUGCCUUUGCUCCCUCCGCCCUCAUGUUGCUGUUUUUUUUUCAAGUUUUCCAAAUAUUUCAACUUUCUUGUUAAGUAAUCUUUGUAAUUCCUGUAAAAUGUAUAUUUCAUACCUAUAUUAUAACUUUUCACCAACUUAAUUUUACAAAAAUGCCAACUCUAUUUUGCUUUGUUGGUUUCUCAUAAGUAUUACAACUUAAAAUAUAACUUUUUUCCUCUAAUA
This is a messenger RNA of Dunckerocampus dactyliophorus (ringed pipefish), 3854 nucleotides long. RefSeq names its product alpha-1,6-mannosyl-glycoprotein 2-beta-N-acetylglucosaminyltransferase-like. NCBI's taxonomy places the organism in Eukaryota, Metazoa, Chordata, Actinopteri, Syngnathiformes, Syngnathidae. The record is from RefSeq and is a predicted model, not a curated record. The transcript has 8 exons. Gene Ontology annotation, molecular function: alpha-1,6-mannosylglycoprotein 2-beta-N-acetylglucosaminyltransferase activity. Gene Ontology annotation, biological process: protein N-linked glycosylation; oligosaccharide biosynthetic process. Bases 1087 to 2385 code for a protein of 432 amino acids. Gene Ontology annotation, cellular component: Golgi membrane; Golgi stack.